Messenger RNA from Alnus glutinosa, 2442 nucleotides. RefSeq names its product rust resistance kinase Lr10-like. NCBI's taxonomy places the organism in Eukaryota, Viridiplantae, Streptophyta, Magnoliopsida, Fagales, Betulaceae. Gene Ontology annotation, molecular function: ATP binding; protein kinase activity. The record is from RefSeq and is a predicted model, not a curated record. The transcript is spliced from 3 exons. Bases 427 to 2325 code for a protein of 632 amino acids. Gene Ontology annotation, biological process: protein phosphorylation.
AAAUGGGUGAUGAGAUCGAGGUCUUUUUCUUUUUGGUUUCAGUCAUCAUCAAUUAAGAUUGGACGAUUGACAACAGCUGCAUUGAUCAGUAAUUUCCUACCCAUCUUACCAAAUAGGGAAGAUGGGUAGGAAAUUCCCUCAGCUCGAUCAGUAAUUUCUUCGGCAGUGGUGUUGAGGAAUUUCCCAAAGCACAGACCAAUUAUUGAUCACAUGGGAACCCCGGACUUGCUCUAAUGUCACCGCCCCGUUUUACGAGUCUUCCAUAUCCAAUUUCCAAGUCAACUACCGUAUUCAACUGAUCAGAAACUCAAUGUUAUAUAGUGAAGAAACAAGGCCAUGAAGUUGUUCAAACACGUUAUUUCAUUUUUGAGCAAGGAUUUCUUAGUGGCCUUCUUUGUUUUUCUCCGGUGAAUUGGGAAUUUUCGGAUGGCUUCUGUCUUUCUCUUCGUUUUCUCUCUUCUCUCACACUUCGUGCUGCUUCUUUCGGCUCAGGAUGAAAUGGGAGACACCCAAAGAUGUGCACCCUUUCGCUGUGGACAUCUGGGGGAGAUUCACUUUCCAUUCACCAAUAACACAAACCCCGAAUGCGGUGUGUUAUUAGAUUGUCGGGAACAGAAUCCGACGAUAGUACUGGAGGGAAGACCAUAUGAAGUUCGAGGCAUCUCACAAAAAUCACCAGAUAACACCAUUAUAAUACAUAUCUCUGACUCACAGCUUUCGAAGUACUUGGAAUCCAAUACAUGCGAAUCCUUAACUAAUUUGCCUUUUCGCAGCUCUCCUUCGUUCAUCUCUUUUGAAAUCGCCACACCCAAUCAGACAUUUUUUAAAUGCCAUCGCCCUCCCGAUAUUCCUCCCCCUACAAAUUUUAAAAAAAAGAGCUGCAAGGACGACUAUAAUAUCUACUUUAGUAAUUCAAGCGACAGUUUUCCUACUUCUCUUCCUGGAUGUUCAAUUAUUCAGCUCCCAAAGAAUACGAGUCUAGAUCAUCCUCCGUCGCCAGGUGAUGAUGACCUGUUUAGGCUUUUAACCGCUGAGUUCGACCUUCGGGUGCGUGUAAUUGAGGAUUGUUACAAAUGUCAACAAAGAGGCGGUCAAUGUAAGGGAGGCGAUGACGGAAAACUUUAUUGUGACAAGGGAGAGAAAGGGAUCAGUAAAAAAAUGAAACUGGCGAUCGCAUUAGCUACUUUAUCUGCUGGAGUUGGAGUUGUACUUGUGAUGGUUGUAAUUUAUUGCUGCUUCAGGGGAAAGUUCUUAUCCAAUAAAACAAUUUAUUCUUGGAAGAAGGAAAGUCUAAGCCAUCAGACUGUCCAUGCAUUUCUAAAGAACCAUGGACCUCUUGCAAUUAAAAGAUACAGUUAUUCAGAGAUCAAGAAAAUGACCAACUUCUUUAGAGAUAAAUUAGGCGAAGGGGGCUAUGGUGGUGUCUACAAGGGACAGUUAGCAGACGGUUGUCUCGUAGCAGUGAAGGUUCUAAAAGAAUCAAGAGGCAAUGGAGAGGAAUUCAUUAACGAGGUUGCAAGCAUUAGUAGGACCUCUCAUGUCAACAUUGUCUCUCUUAUGGGCUUUUGCUUUGAGGGUUCUAAAAGAGCUCUCAUCUAUGAGUUUAUGCCAAACGGAUCUCUCGAGAAGUUCAUAUAUAAAGAAAGUCCUUCGAAGGCCAAUCGACGAUUAGAAUGGGAAACAUUAUACAAGAUUGCACUUGGCAUUGCUCAAGGAUUAGAGUACUUACAUAAAGGUUGCAACACACGAAUCUUGCAUUUUGACAUCAAGCCUCACAAUAUUCUGUUGGAUGAGAACUUUUGCCCAAAGAUUUCUGAUUUUGGCCUUGCAAAAAUAUGCCCAAGAGAAAAGAGUAUCAUAUCAAUGUUGGGUGCGAGAGGGACUGCAGGAUAUAUAGCUCCGGAAGUAUUUUGUAGAAAUUUUGGAGGGGUCUCUAACAAGUCAGAUGUUUAUAGCUACGGAAUGAUGGUUUUUCAAAUGGUUGGGGGAAGAAGGAAUAUAGAUAUCGAGAUUGAUCGUACCAGUGAAAUAUUCUUUCCGCAUUGGAUUUACAAGCGACUUGAACAAGAUGAAGAUCUAGGUUUGCAGGGCCUUAUGAAUGAAGGGGAUCACGAAAGUGCAAGGAAGAUGAUAAUUGUAAGUUUGUGGUGCAUACAAACUGAUCCUUCAAGCCGGCCAUCGAUGAGUAGAGUUUUGAAUAUGUUGGAAGGGAGUCUCGAAUCCUUACAAGUACCACCCAAGCCUUUCUUGUCUUCGCCAUCAAGAUCGCCAGAAGAUUCUUCAGCAGCAACGAGCUCUCUACAAUAUGAUUAUGUAAUGCCCUAAAAUGCAUCUUAAUUUCUUUAAAAGGAAACUUGAAUGUUGAGUAGUAACUAGUAUUUUUUGUGAAUUGCAUCAAUUAUUAGCUUCCAUCUUGAAUUUAUAAUGUUGCGAGUUCGAUCA